AUGCCACCCGCGAGCUCCUCCUUCACGCCCCUCAAUAUCCAAGGCGAUGUCGUACCAGAAUGGUUGGGUUCUUUUACUCUGGCUGCGCCCCCAAACACCGAUCUAUGGAGGAAACCACCAUCAGGGGAUACAUCGACGGCUCCAAUUCUCUACACGGCUUUGCGCAACCCCUUCAUAGUAGCAGAAGUCACAGUCUCAGCAGACUGGGAGCUCGAAUGGGAUCAAGGAGGACUGGUCAUAUUCGCGGGCGCACCGCCAGGGCAGAUAACGGCGGCAACAGCAAACGCGACAACGACACUCGAGGUCCCGAAUGUUGCAAACAUACGUUUGGACGACUGCGCGGCGCCAAGUUCCGCCAUCUCACUCUCGCAAACCUCAAGUAUUGACGACGUUGAGAGCUACGACACGGCAACUUCACAAAGCCCAGCAGAAGAUUCAGGUUCCAGCCCCCAACUAGAGCGCGGCCCCCCACCGCCGUACGUUGCUCCUGCGCCAGCGUCCAAGUGGGUCAAAGUUGGGCUUGAGUUCUCCAGCAACGCCUGCCAUGCCACUUGUGUGGUCGCAAAUUGCGAAGGUGCAGACUGGUCAUUGAGUGCACUCCCGCCCCAUCAACAACGACGUAUGGACUUGCGUGUAAAGAUUGAGCGCAUCGGCUAUGCGCUGUGGGUGUGGUACGAGGAUGAACUACUAGGCUGGAAGAAGCUCAGAGAAGUCACCUGGUUCUUCUGGGGUGUGGAAGAUAAAGCCGUACGCGUUGGUGUCUAUGCGAGUCGACCUGCAAACUUUGGCAUCACCAUGUGGGACCGGAGACACGCUGCGGGACUUGAUAGCGGAGCGCGAAAUCUAUGUGUCGAAUUCGAAGGUUUGGAAAUCUUCUAA
Alternaria atra is the source of this 879-nucleotide messenger RNA. RefSeq lists its product as uncharacterized. NCBI's taxonomy places the organism in Eukaryota, Fungi, Ascomycota, Dothideomycetes, Pleosporales, Pleosporaceae. The transcript has a single exon. The record is from RefSeq and is a predicted model, not a curated record. The coding region runs from base 1 to 879 and encodes 292 amino acids.